Messenger RNA from Bombyx mori (domestic silkworm), 11002 nucleotides. It is a transcript of the gene FASN1, whose product is annotated as fatty acid synthase. The transcript has 27 exons. NCBI's taxonomy places the organism in Eukaryota, Metazoa, Arthropoda, Insecta, Lepidoptera, Bombycidae. Gene Ontology annotation, biological process: fatty acid biosynthetic process. Gene Ontology annotation, molecular function: phosphopantetheine binding; fatty acid synthase activity; oxidoreductase activity. The record is from RefSeq and is a predicted model, not a curated record. The coding region runs from base 527 to 7708 and encodes 2393 amino acids.
UCCUCACUCACAUUUCGCAGUCCUAGACGCGUCGCGCAGUAGUUGUGUCGCGUCGCGAAUCUAACUGGAAAUUAAUCGCGCGUCGAUCGAUAUUCGACUGUCGACACCGGUAUUGCGUCCGUUUUCCCAUAGAAUCCUAGUCGUUGAAUUUGUGAGGUUUCACGGUAAAAGUUUUUAUUGGAACCUUGAAGUCAGUCAAGUACCGGAGAUCCUUGGGAUAAUUCGGGGCUCGUCGGAUCGGUUCAAAAUUACUGGGAUUUGUGCAUCGUUUUCUCAUUACUCCGGUAGAACACGUCGACAUUGCACGUCCUUGUAGAUGAUAAGCGGCGUGUCGUGAAGGGUCGCGACCCCGCUAUCUCGUUCACUUAAUCGGCCGCUCCAUCGUAUCUGCUUCACUCGUCUCUUGGUCUUCUGAUAGUCACCACGCAUCGGUUCCGCGGCUCUUGACCGGCCGUGUUUCGAUUGAUCGUACAGUGAUCGUUACCAUCGCGAACUCUUCUAAAACGAUUGUAAGAGCGAAGGAAAUAUGCCGAGCGUGGUGAACGGGACUAAUGGCGCGGGCGUCGACGAUGACAUAGUAUUGACCGGUCUGUCUGGGAAGCUGCCGGAGUCCAACAAUAUCGAAGAGUUCGCCGAGCAACUAUUCGCUGGAGUGGAUCUCGUCACCGCUGACAGCAGACGAUGGGUCCCAGGUCUCCACGGUCUGCCAGAGAGGAAUGGAAAACUUAAAGACCUCGCACACUUCGACGCCACGUUCUUCGGGGUUCACGCGAAGCAGGCAAACCUCAUGGACCCGCAGCUCCGUCUUUUAUUGGAGCUCACGCACGAGGCCAUUAUUGAUGCCGGUUUCAAUCCAACUGAGCUGCGCGGUUCCCGGACUGGCGUUUACGUUGGCGUCUCCAACUCUGAAACAGAAGAGAUGUGGACCGCCGAUCCUGACAAAAUAAACGGUUACGCCCUGACUGGGUGCUGCCGUGCUAUGUUCCCCAACCGCAUCUCGUACACGUUCGACUUCUGCGGUCCCUCGUACGCCGUGGACACGGCCUGUUCGAGUUCAAUGUUUGCGCUUGCUCAAGCCGUGACGGCGAUGCGCGCGGGUCACUGCGACGCGGCCAUCGUUGCCGGCACCAAUCUGUGCUUGAAGCCCGCCAACUCGCUCAAUUUCCACCGACUGAGCAUGCUGUCUCCGCAAGGUCGUUGCGCUGCGUUUGACGCCAGCGGCAACGGUUAUGUGCGGUCGGAAGCGGCCGUGGUCGUGGUCUUACAGCGCCGGGCCAACGCGCGUCGAGUGUACGCAACAGUGCGGGGCGCGAGGAUGAACACAGACGGAACUAAGGUCCAGGGCAUCACUUUCCCCUCGGGGGACAUGCAACGCCGACUUGCGAAGGAAACUUUUGAAGAAGCCGGCUUGAGGCCGCAAGAUGUAGUGUAUGUUGAAGCUCACGGAACCGGUACAAAGGUCGGAGAUCCACAAGAAGUGAAUGCAAUAGCACAGCUAUUCUGCGAAAAUCGUUCAGAUCCUCUGCUUUUGGGCUCAGUCAAGUCAAACAUGGGACAUUCGGAGCCUGCUUCGGGCUUGUGCUCGAUCGCUAAAGUUGUCGUCGCCAUGGAGAAUGGCGUCAUACCUCAAAAUUUACAUUAUAAGAGUCCAAAUCUUGAUAUACCAGCUUUAAGCGAUGGAAGAAUCAAGGUAGUAGACCGGAACCUCGAAUGGAACGGCGGUUUGGUGGCCGUCAACUCGUUCGGGUUCGGAGGCGCCAACGCUCACAUCAUCUUGGAAUCGGAGCGUGUCGGCAAGCGUGUCCGCACCGAGUACGCCAUACCUAGACUGGUCCUCGCUUCGGGACGCACAGAGGACGCCGUGUCCCACCUGUUGGAACACGCCGCCAAACACGCCAAGGACGCAGAGCUGCACGGUCUGCUGGACGCGAUACACGCGCGGAACAUCCCCGGACACGGGUACCGGGGCUACGGGCUGCUCCUGAACGAGAUGCAAACUGAAAUCGUCGAGACGAGCAGCGGAGAUCCCAGGCCCAUAUGGUACGUGUUUUCUGGCAUGGGGUCCCAAUGGGCGGGCAUGGCGAAGUGCCUGAUGCGCUUGCCGGUGUUUGCGGCCAGCGUGCAUCGUUCUGCCGCAGCACUAAGGCCCCAUGGCAUCGACCUAGUGCACGCGAUCACGGAGGCCCCCGACACUGCCUUCGACGAUGUCGUCAUCUCAUUCGUGUCGAUAGCUGCCGUGCAAGUGGCCAUGGUCGAUGUGCUCCGCGAACUUCAGAUCACUCCUGACGGCAUCGUGGGACAUUCCGUUGGAGAAAUCGGUUGCGCGUACGCUGACGAGACGCUGACGGGCGAGCAGGCGGUGCUGGCGGCGUACUGGCGCGGGCGCAGCAUCGUGGACGCGCGGCUGGACGCGGGCGCCAUGGCGGCCGUGGGGCUCUCCUGGGAGCUGUGCCAGCGCCGCUGCCCGCCCGACGUGGCGCCCGCGUGCCACAACGCCAGCGACAACGUCACCAUAUCCGGUCCAGUUGCUUCAAUAGAGAAAUUCGUAGCGGAAUUAACGGCCGAGGGAAUCUUCGCUCGGCGGGUGAACAGCUCGGGGAUCGCCUUCCACAGCAAGUACAUCGCGGCCGCCGCUCCGCUGCUGAGGAAGAGCCUCGAGAAGGUCAUACCUUAUCCCAAGGCGCGGUCCUCUAAGUGGGUGUCCUCCUCGUUACCCAGAGACCAAUGGGGAUCAGAGCUGGCCAAGCUGAGCGACGUGAACUACCACGUGAACAAUCUGCUGUCUCCCGUCCGCUUCGCCGACGCCCUGAAGGAGAUCCCGGAGCGAGCCAUCGUCGUGGAGAUCGCGCCGCACGCGCUGCUGCAGGCGGUGCUGAAGCGCGCGGUGCCGGCGCCCGCGGCCGCGCACGUGGCGCUGGUGCGGCGCGACGCGGCCGACGCGCUGCUGCACCUGCUCGGCGCCGUCGGCAAGCUGUACGCGGCGGGCGCGCAGCCGCAGCCCUCCCGCCUCUACCCCGCCGUCCGCUUCCCCGUGUCGCAGGGCACCCCCGGACUCGGCUCCAAAGUCAAAUGGGACCACUCGCUGGAGUGGAGCGUGGCUAACUUCAGCGUGCCUCCGUCCGGGGAAAAUAUCAUCGAAUUCGAUCUGUCAAAGGCCGACGACGCCUUCAUAGCGGGACACAAUAUAGACGGGCGCGUGCUGUUCCCCGCCACCGGGUACUUGACGCUCGUCUGGCGCACGAUGGCCAAACUGAGCAACAGGAAGCUCGAGGACACCCCCAUAGUGCUGGAGAACGUGCAGUUCAAGCGCGCGACCAUCAUGUCCAAGGACGGGCCGGUGCGUUUCCUCAUCAACGUCCUCGAGGGCAGCGGACACUUCGACGUCUGCGAGGGCGGCUCCGUGGUCGUCACCGGCCUGGUCAGGCUGGCCGCGGACCCCGACAAGGAACGAAUCCACGACGUCGAACCGGACAAGACCGAAGACUCCGAACCGCCACUGACCACGGAAGACAUCUACAAAGAGCUGAGACUGAGAGGGUACAACUACGGCGGCAUCUUCAAGGGGAUCAAGGGGUCGGACGCGCGCGGUACUGUCGGGCAGCUCGCCUGGGAGGGAAACUGGAUCUCGUACAUCGACACCAUGCUGCAGUUCGGCAUCAUCGGCGUCGACACCCGCGAGCUGUACCUGCCGACGCGGCUGCGGCGCGCGCUCAUCGACCCCGCGGCGCUGGCGGAGCGGGCGCCGGGCGAGCCGGUCCGCGUCACCAUGCGCAGAGACAUCGACGUCAUAUCGGCGGCCGGAGUCGAACUGCGCGGCGUCAAGACCAGCCUGGCACCCAGGAGGGCCAACCCUCAGGCUCCUCCUAAACUGGAGAAAUACGUGUUCCUGCCCUACGACAACACGUCUGUGGCCACCGAGGACACGUCGCGCUCCAAGAGAGACGCCAUGACCGUUAGCUUGCAGAUUGCUAUGGAGAACAUCGGAGCCCUGAAGCUGAAGGUGGCGGAGGCGGCCCUGUCCCGCGCACCCGAGGCGCUGCUGUCUCCUGCCGUGUCCGCGCUGCUGCACGCCGAGCCGCAGCAGCGCGCCGACGUGUCCGUGGGCGCGGGGCCCGACGCCGCCGCCUACAGUGCCGCGCUACAACAACACGACAUCAAGGUGACGCCAAAAGACGGCCGCAGUGCUCCACUCGACGCAGACUGUCACCUCGUCGUAGCAGCUGACGUCAUCGGGAGGCACGGCGCCCCCGUACUAAGGAACCUUAUUGCGUCCCUGGCGCCCAACGGUCUACUGCUUCUAGAAGAACCACGCGGAGCUCUGAGCGAAAGAGCACCUCGCGACGUCAUCGAACGCGAAGGGCUCGAGUUGAUCUCGCGCCAAGUAGCCGCCCCGUGCGAGUACUUAUUGUUGAGGCGCAAAGCUGAGCUCCCCUCGAGCCACGUGGUGGUGGACGUGUCCGACGACGUCAAGUUCGCCUGGGUGGAGGACCUGCGGGCGGCCCUGGGUCGUGCCGAAAACGAGAACAUACGCGUGUAUGCGGUCUCGCGGUCGGCGCACUGCGGAGCCCUGGGCCUGGCCACGUGCUUGCGCGCGGAGCCCGGGGGCGGCGCCCUGCGAGUGUACUAUCUGCCUGGGGCCCGCGACCAGUUCGACGUGACGUCGCCCGCCUACUCGGGGCAGGUGCAGAAGGACUUGAGUGUGAACGUUCUGCGCUCCGGAGUGUGGGGGACCUACCGACACCUGCCCAUCACCGACGCGGCCGAUGCGCAGCUGCAGGUGGAGCACGCGUACGUGAAUACCGUGACCCGGGGGGACCUGUCCUCGCUGUGCUGGAUCGAGAGUCCACUGCGGUACGCGCAGGUGUUGGCACGGCCCCGGGGCACUGAGCUGUGCCGGGUGUACUGUGCGCCGCUCAACUUCCGGGACAUCAUGUUGGCCACCGGGAAACUGCCGCCGGACGCAUUGCCCGGGAACUUGGCCGGACAGGAAUGUAUCCUUGGUCUCGAGUUCAGUGGACGCACCGAAAGUGGAAAACGCGUGAUGGGCAUGGUCGCCGCGCGCGGAUUGGCCAGCACCGUGUUGGCAGACGAGGGCUUCCUCUGGGAGGUGCCCGAGGAGUGGUCGCUGGAGGAAGCGGCCACCGUGCCCGUGGCGUACGCCACCGCGUACUACGCGCUGGCGGUCCGCGGGGGCAUGAGGCGCGGAGACGCCGUGCUGGUGCACGCGGGCUCGGGCGGGGUGGGGCAGGCGGCCAUCGCCAUCGCCCUGCACGCCGGCUGCGACGUGUUCACCACGGUCGGCACGCCGGACAAGCGGGCCUUCCUGCGCCAACGAUUCCCGAAGCUGCCCGAAGAGAACAUCGGCAACUCUCGGGACACGUCCUUCGAGCAGCUGGUGAUGCGGCGCACGCGCGGCCGCGGGGUGGACCUGGUGCUCAACUCGCUGGCGGCGGACAAGCUGCACGCGUCGGUGCGCUGCCUCGCUGAAGGCGGACGGUUCUUGGAGAUCGGUAAACUGGAUCUCUCCGACGACACGCCCCUGGGCAUGUCGAUCUUCCUGAAGAACACAACAUUCCACGGCAUCCUGCUGGACGCGCUGUUCGAUGCGGACAGCGAGCACCCGGACAAGCUGGCGGUGGUGCGCUGCGUGAGCGCGGGGCUGGCGGCCGGUGCUGUGCGCCCGCUGCCCGCCACCGUGUUCUCCGACACGCAGCUCGAGCCCGCAUUCAGAUACAUGGCUGCAGGGAAGCACAUCGGCAAGGUAGUGAUCCGAGUCCGCGAGGAGGAGGCGGACGGAGCGCGGCCUGCCGCCCGGCUGAUGGUGGCUGCGCCCCGCACCUACUUCCACCCGGCCAGGACGUACGUACUCGUCGGUGGACUGGGUGGGUUCGGACUGGAGUUGGCUCAGUGGCUGAUCGUGCGCGGAGCCACUCGCCUCGUGCUCAACUCCCGCAGCGGAGUGCGCACGGGAUACCAGGCCUGGUGCAUACGCAGGUGGCGCUCGCGCGGCGUGCAGGUGUUGGUGUCGCGCACGGACAGCAGCACGGCGGAGGGCGCUCGCGCGCUGCUGCAGGCCGCCGCCGCGCUGGGGCCCGUGGGCGGACUGUUCAACCUGGCCGCCGUGCUCCGGGACGCCUUCCUCGACAAGCAGACGCCGGCCGACUUCCAGACCGUCGCCAAGCCCAAGAUCGACGCUACCAAGGCCCUGGACGCGGCGAGCCGGGAGCUGGCCCCCGAGCUGGAGUACUUCGUGGUGUUCUCGUCGGUGUCGUGCGGGCGCGGCAACCCCGGACAGAGCAACUACGGCCUCGCCAACUCCGCCAUGGAGCGGAUCGUGGAGAGGAGACAGGCCGACGGGCUACCCGGCCUGGCCGUGCAGUGGGGCGCCAUCGGUGAGGUCGGUCUGAUCGUGGAGACGAUGGGCGGCGACGACACGGAAGUGGGGGGCACGGUCCCGCAGCGCAUCGCGUCCUGCAUGGAGGCGCUGGGCGCGCUGCUGGCCCAGCCCCACGCCGUGGCCGCCAGCAUGGUGCUCGCAGACAAGCGGCGCGCCCAGCAGGCGCCCAAGCAGGACCUGGUCCACGCUGUGGCCAACAUACUGGGCAUCAAGGAUCCUAGCAAGGUGUCCGAAUCCGCUAAUCUAGCUGAACUCGGAAUGGAUUCUCUGAUGGGCGCAGAGAUCAAACAGACAUUAGAGCGAGGGUACGACGUGGUCCUGGGAGUCCAGGAAAUCCGAGCCCUGACUUUCGGUCGGCUGAAGGUGAUGGCGGGGGUGGGGAGCGAGGGGGAGGGGGCCGGCGCCGACACCCCCCGCGGCCCCGCCGACCUGGUGCAGUUCGCGGCGCUCGGAGAACUCAUGCCCAAGCAGACCCUCGUGAAACUGCCCAGCGCACAGCCGCCUUCUGCUGAGGCACCCCCUGUCUUCAUGGUGCACCCUAUAGAGGGCGUGGUGGACCUGCUCCGCGGCGUGGCGAGCGAGGUGGCGGGCGCGGUGUUCGGGCUGCAGUGCGCGGCCGGCGCGCCGCUGUCCUCCAUGGCGGCGCUGGCGGAGCACUACGUCACGCACGUGCGCACCGUGCGCCCCCACCAGCCCUACCUGCUGCUGGGAUACUCCUUCGGCGCCGCCGUGGCCUUCGAGAUGGCGCUGCACCUCGAGGAGGCGGGCGCGGCCGUGCGGCUGGUGCUGGUGGACGGGUCGCCCGCGUACGUGGCCACGCACACGACGCGCGGGCGCACGCGCGGACAGUCGCGCGGCGGCUCGCGCGGACAACGCACGGGCCCCGCCGCCGCCGACGAGGCCGACGCGCUCGCAUACUUCGCGCAGCUCUUCAGGGACAUCGACGCCGCCAAGGUGUCAGCCGAACUAGAGCGUCUCCCGUCCUGGGAGAGUCGAGUGGAGCGCGUGACGUCACUGAUCGACAGCGGCUCGCACAGCGCCGAGGCCCUGGCCGCGGCCGCCGCCUCGUUCUACAAGAAGCUGGUGAUCGCGGACGCGUACAAGCCGACGCGGCAGCUGCGCGCGCCCGUCACGCUGUUCACGGCGCGCGACAACUACGUCACGCUCGGCGAGGACUACGGGCUCCGGGCUGUCUGCACGGGAGAGGUAAAGUGUCAUCAGCUGGCGGGCACGCACCGCACGAUACUGACGGGCGACGCGGCGCGCGACAUCGCGUCGCAUCUCUCCGCGCUGGUGAGGCAGCAGCUGUAGGCCGCGUGCACACCGCCGCACUACUUGCUUAACCAGUCUGCUUAGUACGAGUUUUUUAAGGUUCUCGAUAGCGUAAAAGUUAACUCAUAUUUGUAUGGAAUGAGAUCGUUUGAGUGCGUUUGCCGCUGGGGGCGCUGUUCCAACUGCACACAAAAUUGGGUUAACUUUUACGCUAUAGAGAACGUUAAGAAAUUCGUACUAAGCACACAGGAAUCUGACUUCUACUUACGACACGUGUGCACCAACCGGAGGGGGUUUGCGAUGGAUUACAUUAAAUAAUAUGUCUCAAGCUCGAGAAGUCCAGAUAAACUUAACACGAGCGCACUGUUUGUUAGAUCUAAGCAAGCUAUCUGUCGAUGUGGACUUGGCUUAAAUGAUCGUAGACUAAUGCGUGCAACUCGAGUGUGUGAACGAGGCAUUAAAUAAACAUAUAAAAAUAGACAAUGACGAUCACGUCUGAAGAGAGAGAGAGAAAGAGAGAGAAAAUUCCUAUUUUUCCUUUUUUUUGCAACUGAAACAUAUAGUUUCUAAUCGUUGCACAAAAAACUAGCUCUCGAAUCCAAUCACAAUGUUCAAGACAUAACUCAGUGAUUAAAUACAUUGCGUAUUUUCUGUUCCUAUUAACAAACUUUGACGUAUUUUAAAAAAGUGAGAGAAUACAGACAUUAUGUCACAACAAUUAUAUUAAUAUAAUCGUACUACCCAAACGGUAUUGCGUGAGAAACUAGAUUAAAUUAAUAUUAAUCUAAAAUUUUAAUUAAUAAGGAAAAAAAUCGUUCGUCCCAUGUUUUGAAAAUAACAGUGGUGUAAAAAAAAUUAAAAUUACACAAAUAGGCCAUAUCAUAUGACAUGAUAACAUAACUUUGCUAUUACUCAGAAUAAUGCGAAUGUGAGUUAGACUUUUUUAUUGCCAUUGUAGGCAGACAAACAUAGGACCCAGCUGAUCGUAAGUAUUUAUUGUCGCCCAUGGACAUCAGCAAAUUUCAGGGGCACAGCUGAGUUGCUGCCCACUGCAUCUACCAUGACUUAAAAAAAACGAAAUAUAUAUAUAUGUAAUUGCUAUGUAAACGUGCCUCCGGACCACACAUCCGAGUUCCACGCUCAAUUAACUUAUUGAACCCGCAAGCUGAGCUUCAAGCGUGCGAAGAACAAAACAUUCCGUUGAUACGAUAUCGUAAACGCAUUUAUAUACGCGCUACGUGUGACAUUACUAGUGUUAGUACAAUGGUACCAGGGUGGGACUGCUCUAGGAUCGAGCCGGUAGAUCAAAGAUAUUUAGGUGCUGGAUAACCCUUCCCUAAAUUAAUAAGGAAUAUUUAUUUGCUAAUCGAAUCAAAAAUAGUUAGAGAAGCCAGCAAUGUAUAGUGAAGGUGGCUCUCCCCCGGAGCAAUGACCCCGCGCGUCAUUUUGUUUUCAGACGUGUAAUGCAAAAUGUAGCAGUAAAUUUCUUAAUGUAAUUUUUUUUUUUAUUGUUAUAUGUAGUACUAGGAAUCUUCGUUUUGGCGAACCGUUUUAAUAAACUUUGUAUCUCUGAUAUACUAUUUUGAAUAAUAAUAACAUUUAAAAAAAAUUGACGAAGAAAUAGUUUAUUUCACAUGCUCGUCGUAUGUGUGUGUGUAUAUUCAAUUGAUUUAAUAUUAACUUAAUGACAUUGAAAUAUAGAUACAAAAUUGAAUUAAUAAUGAGAUUAAAUUAUAUAAGCGCAUAAACAUUAGAUGCGUCUCCGAAGUUCGCACAAGCAGCUGAGCAGAACACAAUUGUAGAGAAACAACCGUAUUUAAUAUUUUUAGAAACUAUUUGAAACAGAAACCAGAAAUUUCACUAGUAUGAUCUGCUCUGCUAAGCUAACUAAGGGCGCAUUGAAGUGUUGCGCGAAUUAUUAUAAAUAAUUGAAAUUAUGACAAAGAAUAAAUAUAAUUCACAUAUUAAAGGUGGUUAGUCUGUGAUUUAGAAAUUACUGUUUCGCCAAAACCGCUCCUGUAUUUGAUAAAAUAUCACAAUUUUAUACCAAACAUGACAUGAUAGUGAAUCUCAUUGAGUGACUGUAUAAUGUAUCUUAAAGGUGUAAUCUGUAAUGGGUAGUAAGUAAAUAGUUUAAAGGAUUUUAUUUCAUCUAAGAAAAAUAAAGAUUAAAAACUGUAAAAAUAAAUAAUCUAUGUCCAACGAUAGUCUGUUAGGUAAAAAAAUAUAUUAAAAUAAUUGCCAAAGGGUAUUGGGAUUAGUGUAUUUCUUAGGUGAAAUAAGAUUCGGUUAGGGCAUAUUAUUAAUCAUUAUUUAUUUUUAAUUAAUACAAAUUUAAUUUCGGGUUUCGUAGUGAGAGUUGCAUUGAACAAAUACAUGAUGAAUGUAUAAAAACGUAAAACCUAUUUUAUCCACAAAAGUGUCUCAAUGGUCGUUUUCAACGUUAUUAAAAUGAUAUCGAAGGGUUUUCACCCAAAUAGGACCCAAAAUUUCGCUUAAUACGCGACAUUUCUCUUUGUAAUUAGAGGUGCGAUUUAUUUGGUAUUAGCAUCAUAAGUUCAAUGUUUUUAAUUGAACUUCAAUUAUGUUUAGUGCAUUGAAAUAGCUGAAGAAGUUUUUUGUUAUGAUAUUUUUUCCAAAUUGUAAACUUUAAUUGGCUCUCCGGAAAAAAGCAAUAUUGUCGCUUAUAUUAAUAAUAAUAUUAAUAAAAUUUAUCUAACGCAGUUGAUUAAAGAUAAAUAUCAUUUUCAAUUCUCUUUUCGCUAUCGUUAUUUACAUUUUAAUGGCGACUUUUAGAUUGUUAAAAAGUAAUGUAUGAGUUUUGACGGCAAAUAGGUGCGUAAAUUUUUCGUUCACAAUAUUGUAAUUACCAAUGUUGACUAUGUAUCUGCUAUACUGCUGGAUAAUAAAUACGUGGCCGUGUUCAAUAACGCAUCGAGGAAAAAAUAUAGAAUUUAGACAAAUUUUAAAAGUACAUAGACAAAGCAAUCAGUUUGUCAGUCUUAAAGCAUAGAUAAUAUACACUUAACCUUAAAGUGCACUGAGUUUUGUCACGUGUUAAGCGACUUAGCGGAAACUGCCGGAAUCUUAAUCGUUCAUGCUCUUCUAACGAUCGCGUUAAAAAGGGAUAGAAAUAGUAACUGUACGUGUUAGUUUCAAAAAGCGUAAUUCUUGGUCCUUAAAUCGCUACGAUUGUACAGAAAAUAAUUAUGUAUCAGUGUAACAUUUCUAAUUAGCUAUAAGUAUUUAGUUCCUGUGUAAUGGUUUAGAUAAUUUAUUUUGUUACUGAUUUGGAUGAGUUCUGUGAUUAAAUAGUUCAUUAUUUUUUAACAA